Molecule: messenger RNA, 2633 nt
Organism: Perca flavescens (yellow perch)
Lineage: Eukaryota; Metazoa; Chordata; Actinopteri; Perciformes; Percidae
Gene: kiz
Product: kizuna centrosomal protein
Exons: 15
Coding region: 36-2426 (796 amino acids)
Biological process (GO): spindle organization
Cellular component (GO): centrosome
Source: RefSeq, a predicted model, not a curated record
UCUGUAACAGCAGGACACAGCAUAGCUCUGGAGCCAUGGAUGAGGAGAACGUCUGUAGCCUAGCUACAUACUCGCACCACGUGCUCUCUGUGUUUAUCACCAGGGUAUUCUGGGAAGCGGUGCUCAUGGUAACCAAUGUAAACAGCAGCCCUUCUUGUUCUCUUCCUCGUCUCGGCUCUGCAGUAGCGCCAAAGCGGAUGAAAAUGGCAAGCAUGGCUCGCAGCGAGGACCAGUAUUAUGAAAAGAUAACAUCGAUUCAACAAAACAUGCAUAAAAGGGAGAAACGGAGGCUGCAGCUGGAAAAGGAACUGUUUGCUUACUCCAGAUCUGAUAAUAGAAUCUCACAGAUAAAGUGUUCCAAACUGCGCAGUUAUCUCAAGGAAAUCUGUGACAGGGAAGCACGAGCAAAAAUGAGAAACCUUGAGCUUCUGAGAGAUGUGGAGUGCAUAGAAAUUAGGAUGAAGGAAUAUAGUCCUGACCAUGGCCCCCUGCAACAACAAAAGGCUGACUUUUUCAAAAAGAUUUCUAGAUUUAUGGAAGAAAAGAAGAAUGUAGACAAGGAGCUCGGCACAGCAAAGGUUGAAACUGUGUAUAGACGGCACUGGGACAGCUCCCUCUCUCACCCAGCUAGGGAUUUUACACAACCACCAGUGGUAAUUUUUAUGGACUACCAGACCUCCAGAGGGUCUGACGCUGAAGCUGGCACCACAAGUGUACACUCACACCAAGCAUUGCAUCGUUCACCCAAUCGCAGCAUGCACUCCCGCGAACGUCUACCAAGUGGCCUUUUGAAGGACUUCAGAGUUGGCGGAGAGGAUGCUGCCAGCAACCGAGCACAUUUAUCAGAUGACAUUUCAGGCUCAAACGAUUCCCCUGACGGCUGUAAUUUGAGUGACAAACAUGAAAGAACGAUGGCAGUGCACCCAUCUGUUCGUGCCUUAACAGGCGCAGCUGGCAAUGUGCCUUUUGGAAGUGAUGAUGAACAAGAACCUUUACCUCUGGUGACCUUGACGGGGCCUGAGAAGAAUCUGUCUCCCAGCAGCAGUAGACUCAUAAAGAAUUCCCCUGCAGAACACACUGACUCCCGAGAGGUGGCUCAUCAGCCACCCAUAAUGGAAGAUGGAGAGAGAGGUCACAGUCAUUUCAUGCCUCAAACCACUUUGGAAAAAGAAGCUCAAGAUAUUCCAGGUAGAUGUGAGAGUGUCAGCACACCAAGCUCUGAUGUGCAGUUGUCGGAGAGCAGUGCUAGUGAUCUGUCCAUUUCCCUGACACAGUCUGAGCUGGAAGAGGAUCUACCAGAGGGUGUGGCACCUGAGAGGAAUGGCACUUCUGGAGGGAGUGAUGAUCACAAUCAGCACAGUCCUGAAUCAUCCCUCCACUCUGAUGGGUCCAAGAACACACCACAGUUAAACUGUGAAUCCUUAGCUCCAGCUCCAGCUCCAGUGGCCGUGCAAAGUCUCUCCCAGGAAGGACUCUUUAAUCUGCUGGACAACAUCGAAGGACGACUUCAUGGUGAACAGACCAUUGUGUACGGGGAUUCUGCAAUUGAUGGAAGACAACUCAAUAGAAUUAUCAGCCUUUGUAACGGUGGAGCGGGCUUGAAUGACGAGGACCUUGAAGCAUGUGGAGCAGUCAUCCUUCAUGAGCUUCAGAGGUUGUCAUGGAGCACAGCAAAGGGCUGCCUGCUACCACAGGAUCUAGUGAGAGCUCACCAGUCCAGCACUGAGCCUAAUGAAAUAAGCACCAGCCUCCCUCCUGAUGCUGCUCGGCUGUGGGAUCGCUGGUUCAAGCACGCCCUUCUGCUGAAGGAGCGCCGUGUCCUCAGCACUGAGCGCUUGGUCCAGCUGUUUACGCCGCAGCUGCUGGAGCGCCAUGCCGCCUACAGCCACCAGGCCAAAGUGCUGCUGAGGACACUUGUGUCCCGGUCCAGUGAGGAGUGCCCCUCAGCAGAGGACGAGAGUGACUUGUCUUCUUCAUGUGGUCCUCCUCCUCUCCUGGCUGACAGUGAUGUGAAGCCCGCCAGGCCGGUCCGGAAGCAACAGAUCCAAGAACUACAAAGUACUGAAGAGGACAGCCAGGACGAAAGCCCUGUGGAAAGUGUUCCUAUUAGAGAGACAAAAGCAUAUCAGUUACUUAAACAAUCAGCCAUGCAGGAAAGGCUAGGGAGUUCUGAAGAGGAGGAGGGGGAGGACGAUGGCCUCUCAGGAAUAAAUCAUGGCCAUGAAGAGGACCUGGGGAGGGCCAAACGCUCCUCACAUCAAGACCCUUACCUUCGGAAAGAGAUGACUAACUCAAAGGCUCAUUCUAUUCUCCAGUCCAAAGCUCUCUGGGGGGAAUCAGAUGACAGCUACUCAGAGAUUGAAGCAGCCUUACGUCCUCAACGUUUCAACGCAAACAACGGUGACAUUGAUGACUUCUGUGACUGAUAUUUCCCUGCAGAUAUUUUUUAAAUGCACUACAUUAUAUUGCUGAAAAUUUCAGGUGGUUUGGCUCACAGUAAUUCACCCCCCUGACCAUUAUUUUAGUGGUCUGCAUUGUAAAUCAUAUGCACACUGUAUCGUAAAAACAAAUAAAGUUGACAGCUCUCAUGCUGGGUAAAGUAUGUGAAGAGUUGUCCAACACUCUGAUGUUAA